CACUUGCGCAGUAGCAAGCAUGGUUUUGUUUGGAGAGAAACGAAUUUCAACCAGCACGUUAAGAAUUUAAAUAAAUAGUCUGUAUGGAGGUAAAUAUAUUAGCUAUAUAUUUUCAGUGACACAACAACUACUAACCCACCUGUGAGGCAGUCGACAGUUUCAAUUAAAUGUCAGGACCUUAAAAGAUCACUAAAGAUGCCGCUCUUUGGAAACACAUUCAGUCCAAAGAAGACUCCACCUCGCAAAUCUGCAUCCCUGUCCAGCCUUCACACGUUGGAUCGUUCAACAAGAGAAAUAGAGCUGGGCGUUGAGUAUGGACCUCCUGUGAUGAACAUUGGAGGUCAGAGCUGGAAAUUUGAAGAGGGACAGUGGAUAACAGAAUCAAGUGGGAAUGGGUCUGGCAGGGAACUGCAGCGGCUUAAGAAAAGAAAUGUACAACUGGAGGAAGAGAACAACCUCCUGAAACUAAAGAUCGAUAUUCUCUUGGACAUGUUGACAGAGACUACUGUAGAGUACCACCUGAUGGAGAAAGAAGUGGAAGAUAUAAAGACUCAACAUCGAAGGAAGAAAUGACAUGACAUGAUCUGAUCUGAUGCCUUCAUCAUAGGAAAUUUUCUUCAUUCACAGAGAGUUUGAAGUUUGUUGAUGAAAAAAAUGUUUGAAAAACUUUUUUUGUUUUUGUUUUUCUUUUUUGCUAGUAAGAGCAGAGAUAAAAUAAAGUGGUCAUCAUUUUUCUCAUAAUGAGGACUCUUAUGUUGUAGGUCUCGGCCCUGCUUGUAUUUAUUGGACAGGUACCACUGUAUCACAGUUGUAUCACAGUUAGUGACUAUUUUUUAUUUUUUCUGUCCUGCAUUUGUUUAACAACUGUGAACAUCUUUGUUCAAUACACAGCAUAUUUUCUACAUCUUUUACAUCUGUAUGGCAAGUAUAGGCUGACAUUUUCUCUUUAAGAUUUUUUUGUAUUUACUGUAUUUUCUAUUCAGAUUAAAAGUUAAAUCCAUCACAGGGAAGCAGUUUAUUUUCCUUUCACAGUUAGAAUAUUACCCUAAUCACUUAUUGGAUUAAUACUUUGUUGAGUUGUAACCUGUGACACAUUCACAAGAAGACAGGGAUAAAGACAGACUUGAGUGACAAACUAUGCAAAUCUAAAACUGAAUAGCAUUUUGUUAACUAUUUUGAUUUCUCAUCCAGCUCCACAGAAUAUUUGAGCAGUAAUGUUGCCUGCUCUUGCAUAAAUAAUCCUAGUAAUUUGAGAGUUUAUUCUUCACCUUGGGAACAGUAGUUUGACAACAACUCAGUAAGUGGACCUUGAGCAAAGAUUUUUUUGUCAAAGUCCUAGUAGUAUUUAUACAACUUUACUGAGAUCAUGAUCGCGUAAUGUAUGUAUUUAGUAUUGAUUUUAUAUCAACCAGGAUAGAAAAUCUUGUGUUUAUAUCUUCUUCUGCAUCAUUAAUAUUCCUAUUACACAGUAAUAUUACCAAAACUAUUAUGAAAUUAUCAUAUUUCUGUCUCUUGUGAAGGUAGUUUGGAACUUUAAUGUUUUUGUAAGAAUGUUGUUCUCAUAAUGGUAAUAUCCUGUACUAAAAAUCAAUUAAGUGUUCCUGUCAAUGAAAGGUACGGCCUUAUACGUCGUUUUACUCUCUUUAGCUAAUUGGUGGAUGUACAUGUCAGUCAAAUGCUCAGCGCAGCGAUUGGUUGAAUUGUCCUAACCACGCAGGCGCGGGCUGUCGUGACUGAUGCAGCUUUUUCGACGUUUGUGCCUCCGACAGCGGGAGAGACGAAGUAGUUUCUAGGCUUUUCUUCUAGCACUUUAAACCGCCGGCUUUGCUUGUACAACUGUCAGAUUAUUCAGCCAUACAGUAGCGGAUAUCAUCUGUAUAAACUUCACUUUUAAUAAUGCCUCGGGGCGGGAAAAAGGGCCACAAGGGCAGAGGGAAGCAAUUCAGCAACCCCGAGGAGAUUGACCGACAGAUGAAAGCGCAGAGAGAGUUGG
This is a messenger RNA of Siniperca chuatsi (mandarin fish), 1993 nucleotides long. It is a transcript of the gene cby1, whose product is annotated as chibby homolog 1 (Drosophila). The transcript has 6 exons. NCBI's taxonomy places the organism in Eukaryota, Metazoa, Chordata, Actinopteri, Centrarchiformes, Sinipercidae. The record is from RefSeq and is a predicted model, not a curated record. Bases 196 to 573 code for a protein of 125 amino acids.